This is a messenger RNA of Corythoichthys intestinalis (scribbled pipefish), 1067 nucleotides long. Its product is annotated as actin-related protein 2/3 complex subunit 4-like. Gene Ontology annotation, molecular function: actin filament binding. The transcript is spliced from 6 exons. Gene Ontology annotation, biological process: Arp2/3 complex-mediated actin nucleation; actin filament polymerization. The record is from RefSeq and is a predicted model, not a curated record. Lineage: Eukaryota; Metazoa; Chordata; Actinopteri; Syngnathiformes; Syngnathidae. Bases 139 to 645 code for a protein of 168 amino acids. Gene Ontology annotation, cellular component: actin cytoskeleton; Arp2/3 protein complex.
UAUUGUGGAAAGCGCACCACUUUCUGGUGUAAAAUAUGUAUUUAAACAAGCGCACCGUUCAUUUUCCGGAGUAUGUAGGAUUUACGGAAACGGAAUCACAGGCGUGGCUUCGGAACUUCCGUCUUUUACAGCGCAAAAAUGACGGCGACUCUGCGUCCCUACUUAAACGCCGUGAGGGCCACCCUGCAGGCGGCCGUGUGUUUGGAGAACUUCUCCUCUCAGGUGGUGGAACGUCACAACAAGCCCGAGGUGGAAGUCAGGAGCAGUAAGGAACUUCUGCUUCAGCCUGUUGUGAUCAGCCGCAAUGACAAGGAGAAGGUUCUUAUCGAGGGAUCCAUCAACUCUGUCAGAGUCAGCAUUGCUGUCAAGCAAGCUGAUGAGAUCGAGAAGAUUCUUUGCCACAAGUUCAUGCGCUUUAUGAUGAUGAGGGCAGAGAACUUCUUUAUUCUAAGGAGAAAACCAGUAGAGGGGUAUGAUAUCAGCUUCUUGAUUACCAACUUCCAUACGGAGCAGAUGUACAAACACAAGCUGGUGGACUUUGUCAUCCAUUUCAUGGAGGAAAUCGACAAGGAGAUUAGCGAGAUGAAGCUGUCCGUUAAUGCCAGAGCCCGUAUUGUUGCUGAAGAGUUCCUCAAGAAUUUCUGAAGACCACCUUCUCUCACGUUCCAUGUCUGAAAUGAUCAGACAUAAGGGAAAUUUGGGUAUAAACAGUGAGCCAAAGACUGAAGAACAUCACUCAAACAUGUUGGCUUUGUUUACUCAUCUCUGUAUUCAUUGAUAUCAGUGACUGUAUAUAAAGAAAAACUUAGCAAUUAAAAAUUUAUCACACUUAGAACAGAUGCCUAGACAAACAAAGGCGGGUCCUUAAAGUAUUAAACAUGCUGAUGUCCAUGAAUACAGAGAAUGUGUGUUCAAAUGCAAUUCAGUAGUUUGGUGUUGGUAGUCUGUGUGAGUCCGUCUGCCCUGUUAUUGUCAAUUAUGUCUUAAGAUACACGUGCAGAAACGUGUGGUUAAAAAUAAGUCUCCAUAAUGUUGUAUAAGAUUAAAAUAAAGUGCCAAUGUUUCUA